Molecule: messenger RNA, 2314 nt
Organism: Lycium ferocissimum
Lineage: Eukaryota; Viridiplantae; Streptophyta; Magnoliopsida; Solanales; Solanaceae
Product: F-box/kelch-repeat protein At3g23880-like
Exons: 1
Coding region: 48-1226 (392 amino acids)
Molecular function (GO): protein binding
Source: RefSeq, a predicted model, not a curated record
UUUGAUUUCCCAGUGGAUCGGAAAAGCAAUUGUGCCGCCAGCUUUCAAUGAGUGAUGAAAGUGCAAAAUUAGGGAGUUGCUCUCUUCCGGGAGAGGUAAUUCUUGAAAUCCUCUUUCGCCUUCCUGUUAAGUCAUUGUUACGAUUCCAAACAGUUUCCAAGUCAUGGUAUGCUUUCCUCAUCACUCCUGAUUUCACUCACCUGCAUUUGCGUCACACUCAUGAAAUGCUCCUUAGAGUUAGCGAUAGAGGUCCUAGAGACACCCCUACUAUUUCUUUCUUCUCUCUUGAUCAUCACAAAACUACUACUGUUAAAGAGGAGAUUGAUGAGGUGUACAAAAUUGAAGACUUUAAUGAUAUUGCUGAUCUGUCUUCUUCUUCUGUUGUUGUUGUUGAUUUGCCAUUUCCGUGUAGUCCUGAUGAUGAGGUACGGGUUGUGGGUUCUUGUAAUGGAUUGUUAUGUGUUCAUUUCAAUAGGAGUUCUAACAUUAUCUUGUGGAAUCCUGCUACGAGAAAGUAUAGGUUUCUUGAAUCACCUGAUUGUGUCUCCUUUUAUUCUGACCCUUUUUUCCCUUAUAUAAUGCUUGGUUUUGUACCUGAGACUCAUGAUUACAAGGUUGUCAAGGUUCCAUCAUCUAGUAAGAAUAGUAACGCUAAGGUUUGGGUUUACUCGAUGAAUUCCGGUUCUUGGGAAGAGAUAGGAGCUGAUGUUCUUCAUGGUUUGCUACCCAAGGGCGGGUCUGCUGUUACUCUUAACGGGUGCUUGUAUUGGAUGUCGUAUAGUAAUGAUAAUGGACGGGAUAUAAUUACUUGUUUUGAUUUGUUUAAUCAAGUCUUUGGGAAAAUUACGCUGCCUAAUCCUGAUAUUGUCACUAACCUCACUUUCCAGAAGCUUGUGGUACUAAAGGGUUGUCUUUCUAUGAUAAUCUAUUUUGGGGAUGGUAUUAAUGCGAACCACUACGAGGUAUGGAUGAUGACUAAACAGCAAGGUGUAGCUGAGUCUUGGACUAAGCAAUUUGAUUUUUCGCCCUUCUCUAAGCUAGCACGACCCGUUGGAUCAUGGAGGGACAGUGAACUUCUUUUUGGCUACCCGAAUGGGUUGUCACUUGAACUCUUAUCAUACAAUCCUUUCACAAAAAGAACUCGGAGCUUUCAAAGGAGAAGUUUAGUGGGUAGGUUUAAAGUCAUUAAUUAUGUCGAAAGCCUAGAAUCUGUGGAGGGCAGUUAAGUAGACUCUACAGAUUUGAAGUCUGAUAUUGCAGGUAUUGUUGUUGUUUCUUUGUUUAUGCUAAUCAUUUGGAGACAAGUAGAGAGUAAGAAGCUAAAGAAAGUGGUGACAAGAAAAGCAGCAGGCAGAUGCUCCCAAUGCCCACCCUAUUGAAUUUCACUCACUUUUGCAGAUGCUCCCAAUUUUCCCUAUGUCUACUGCGGUGAUAUUUUCAGAGUUCAACUAAUGCAUUCUUUUAAUGAAUUAAAUUCCCACACGCUGAUGUAGACCUUUUAUUGAAUUUUGACUCCCUCAGCACCCCUGCUCCCUUUCUUAUUCUUGCUUUUUGCUCAAAUCAAAUAAGAGAUCCAUUCACAUUGUUCAAAAGUUUAGCAUAAUGUCCAAUUGGGGUUUUCCUUCAGAGAUUUUUUUAUUUUUUUAUUUUUUUAAAAAGAUCCUUAAAAGGUCUUUGUAUAAUGUAAGAAGAAGAGAGUAAAAUAUCUGUAACAUUCCGCUCGUGGUAAUUGAGACUCGAAUAGUAUUGUACUUCAUUUUUGAUAAAUUAUGUUCACAUUAUGAAAGAGACGUUAGAACUCGGGUAUUGUUUCAGCAUUACUAAUAGAGCUGUAUUUCCCUGCAAACUUCAAAAGUGCUGGCUCUCGAAACUCUAGGUCUCUGCUCUUGAACUCUUGCAGUGGGCAGAGAAGUGAGCCUGAUAUUCCAAGCACUAGGAUUAUAAGUUUCAGCGGAGUAGAGAUGCUCUUAGAAGAUACUGAUGUCAUUUGCAGCAUGACCAGAUGGAGGUGAAUAAUAUUUUGUGUAGGUUCCACUGGUCAGCACCUUGAAGGGGAGCCUUGGAUCGGUGGUAAAGUUGUCUACAUCUGACCUCAUUCGAGCUGUGGAAUCAACAAUGAGCUGUGUAGGUUCCGCUGGUCAGGUAGACCCUGCGUGAACAGGAUGCGUCAUGUACCGAGCUGCCUUUAUCUUCCGCUGGCUAGCACCUUCCUUGUAAUUAAGGGCCUUGCCACUAUUUCCUUGCUCCAUCUACUGUGACUCGAACCAGAAGCCAAUUCCUUCUUGCCAUGUCUUGCAAAAGGGUUCUUCUUCCA